AUGGCUGUAUUUUCAGGUGCAGAAUGUCUUGCCAAAUCCCAGCUCCUUGAUACCCAGUUUUGCAGACAUUUUCUGACUAUCGAGAAGUUUAAAAUGCCACAAAAGCACAAGGUUGUCCUAAUUGGAUCUGGUAACUGGGGCUCCACGGUUGGGAAGAUUUUAGCCGAAAACACGAGAGAGCAUCCUGAUGUCUUUGAAGAGGAUGUCACGAUGUGGGUGUUUGAGGAAGACGUCGAUGUACCUGAUCAUGGAACGCUUCGAGAUCAACUGGGCGAUAAGCCCGUGAAGAUCACGCACGCCAUCAAUACAACACAUCAGAAUUUCAAAUAUCUCCCUGGCAUCACCCUCCCCGACAAUCUGAUUGCGAAUUCCGACAUCCAGGACACAGUUAGAGGAGCAUCUAUCCUUGUCUUCAAUCUUCCGCAUCAAUUUAUAUCGAGGAUACUAGAUCAAAUCAAUGGCCAUCAUCUCCCUUAUGCUCGAGCUAUCUCGUGUAUUAAGGGAGUCGAUGUCUCGGAUGGAACUGUGACGCUCUACUCCGAGUUGAUCAUGGAGAAAUUGGGAAUAUACUGCGGCUCUCUAUCGGGUGCUAACAUCGCAUCUGAGGUAGCUGCUGAGACGCUGUGUGAAACCACUGUUGGAUAUGAUGGCCCUCCAAUGGAUUACAAGCACUUGGAUGGCUCAUCUACAGACAACUUGAUCAAAGUGGACGAACAGCGACAGAUAAAAUCCAAACCCAGCCACAUUAAGCUGCAUCCAGUCCCUCAGUCUUAUUCGCAUGUUGAUUCCCGCCUUUUGAACCUCCUUUUUGGUCGUCCAUAUCUGUAUGUUCAUGUUGUGCGGGAUGUUGCUGGUGUAGCACUUGCUGGUGCUUUGAAAAAUAUUGUUGCGCUAGCCGUUGGCUUCGUUACAGGAAAGGGUUGGGGUGAAAACACAAAGGCAGCCGUGAUGCGAAUUGGUAUUCUUGAAAUGGUGAAAUUUGGCCGCCUUUGGUUCCCUCAAUCCGUAAAUGAAAGGACAUUCACAGAAGAGAGUGCUGGGGUAGCGGAUCUGAUCACGUCGGCUAGCGCAGGGAGGAAUUCUCGGUCUGCAUGUCACGCUGUACAAAAGCAUGUCACUGUCGAUGAAAUUGAGAGGACGGAAUUAGGGGGUCAGAAACUACAGGGAACGUCCACUGCCCGCGCAGUUUGUGCGUUUCUUGGAGAACAGGGAAAGCUCGAACAAUUCCCCCUGUUUGUCUUUGUAUACAAUAUCCUGGAGGGGCACAUGACAAUAGAGGCUCUCCCAGACCUUUUAAGAACGAGGACAAAGACUGAGGCAUAA
Penicillium coprophilum is the source of this 1323-nucleotide messenger RNA. RefSeq names its product glycerol-3-phosphate dehydrogenase family protein. The coding region runs from base 1 to 1323 and encodes 440 amino acids. The transcript has 3 exons. The record is from RefSeq and is a predicted model, not a curated record. Gene Ontology annotation, cellular component: glycerol-3-phosphate dehydrogenase (FAD) complex; cytosol; nucleus. NCBI's taxonomy places the organism in Eukaryota, Fungi, Ascomycota, Eurotiomycetes, Eurotiales, Aspergillaceae. Gene Ontology annotation, molecular function: glycerol-3-phosphate dehydrogenase [NAD(P)+] activity; NAD binding. Gene Ontology annotation, biological process: carbohydrate metabolic process; glycerol-3-phosphate catabolic process.